CUGGCGUCUGAUGGCGAUUUCUGGAUUGGGCUCCGGAGGCGUGAGGAGAAGCAAAGCAACAGCACAGCCUGCCAGGACCUUUACACUUGGAUGGAUGGCAGCGUAUCAACAUUCAGGAACUGGUAUGUGGAUGAGCCUUCCUGUGGCAGCGAGGUCUGCGUAGUCAUGUACCAUCAGCCAUCUGCACCCACCGGCAUCGGGGGCCCCUAUAUGUUCCAGUGGAAUGACGACCGAUGCAACAUGAAGAACAAUUUCAUUUGCAAAUAUUCCGAUGGUGAAAGGACAAAGCCAGCCACACCCAUACUUCCAGAAAACACAGAGAAAGAAGAUGUCAAAGAAACAUUUAAAGAAAACAAAGACGCUGCCUGGAACCUUGUGUACCUCCUAGUGCCCGGCAUCCCCCUCUUCCUCCUGCUGCUGGUCACCACCGCUGUCUGCUGGGUGUGGAUCUGGAGGAGGAGGACACGGGAGCAGCCAGACCCCAGCGGGAAGGAGCCGCGCACCAUCUGGCCCUCGCCCGGCCCCGGGCACAGCCCGGACCUGGAGGUUUACAGCGUCAUUCGGAAACAGAGCGAAGCUGAUUUGGCCGAGCCCCGGCCGGACCUGAAGAACAUUUCCUUCCGAGGGUGCUCGGGAGAAGCCACGCCCGAGGACCUGUCCUGUGGCUCCGACCACGGGGCCGUGAACCCGUCUGAGAGCGGGUUCGUCACCCUGGCCAGCAUCGAGAGCGGCUUUGUGACCAAUGACAUCUACGAGUUCUCUCCAGACGCCCGACUGGGGAGGGGCAAGGAGUGUGGGUGGGUGGAAAAUGAAAUCUAUGGUUAUUAGGACCCGGGAACACCACGUGAAGGGACAAGAAUUGGGAAGAAAGGAGAAGCAACAGCCUCCUGUUCUCUGUAAGGAAAACACUCAGAGGGCCUGGGGUGAGCAUGCGGCCCCAUCACCGCUAGUGCAUCCUUUUCCCGGCCUUGCACCAGCCCUGUCCGGGGAGGAGGCAGCUUGCCCAGGCCGGGCCCAGAGGAGGAAAUCCACGGCGGUUGAUUGCUUGUAGCAGACCAGCCAGGGACAGCGCUCUCCUGGGCAGGGCCCCCGGGGGGCUGCGGGACUGGGGACACCCAUCUCCGGGACAGCCAUCCCCAGGUCUUUUUCCUUCCUCUGGACAGCAGCCCCGGUGAUCACCACGGGACGGAAAUGACAGAUGAUUUCAAAGCCUCGUGUGCUGGCCUGGGCUGGCCUGCACACCAGCCAUUCUUGUAUCUGUGUUUUUCAGACUGAAAUCAAAUAAAAAGCAGGAAGCCGAAUGUUA
This is a messenger RNA of Myotis davidii, 1306 nucleotides long. It is a transcript of the gene LAYN, whose product is annotated as layilin. NCBI's taxonomy places the organism in Eukaryota, Metazoa, Chordata, Mammalia, Chiroptera, Vespertilionidae. Gene Ontology annotation, molecular function: hyaluronic acid binding. The record is from RefSeq and is a predicted model, not a curated record. The transcript is spliced from 5 exons. The coding region runs from base 91 to 828 and encodes 245 amino acids.